Toxoplasma gondii ME49 is the source of this 3189-nucleotide messenger RNA. RefSeq lists its product as hypothetical. Bases 909 to 2078 code for a protein of 389 amino acids. Lineage: Eukaryota; Apicomplexa; Conoidasida; Eucoccidiorida; Sarcocystidae. The record is from RefSeq and is a predicted model, not a curated record. The transcript has 9 exons.
CUUGCAGCUAUCUAAGCUGUCUCCCCUCUCCUCUCUUUGUCGUCGCCUUCCGAGCCACAGCGACGCUUCUUGAGUUUUUGCUUUUUACCUCGAUCUCUCCGUUUACUUCUCUGUCACCGCCGUCAGCCAAGCGCGCGUGAACCAACCACAAUCCGGCAGAUCUGGAUCUCUCCGUCUCAACAAUUGCUGCCCUUUUUCCCUUCUGUGUCUUCAAGGCUGUUGAACUCAGAUGCUUUCUACCUCUCUCUCCCUCUCUCGGAUCGUAGCUGUCUAAAUAUAUAUACAUAUAUAUACAUAUAUAUAGUCAUAGGUACUUUUUAGUGAGUGUGUCAAGAGUUCAGGAGACACUGUUUCUUCUUCAGACACAGCUUCCCUCUGUACAGCAGACUUUCUUCUUUCUUGCCGUCGCUGUCCUCGUUUACCUUUCUCCCUUUCCUCUUCUUCAGGAUUCCCUCGCUUCCUCGUUAUUCGAACUCGGCCUCGAGACUCGACUGUCGUUUUCGCUUGCUGUGCUUCAUCACCAGUUGUCUUUCUUCUGCCUUCGCUUCCAUUGGUAUCUCACACGCUCUCCCUUUUCCAUCCAUCGGUCUGCUCAUCUCUGUUUCUGUCCGUUUCUGUCUGCUUUCUCUCUCUCUGUGGAACUCUCCUUCUUCGCUCUUUGUCUCUCUCUCGAGAACGUUCUCUCCGCGCUUCUGGCUCUUCUGGACCUCGCGCCUUUCCUUCGUUCUUUCCGCGAGAAGUCUCCUUUCUUCUGCUGCUCUUCAACGACUAACGCGCGUCAAAAGGCCGGUACACCGAGCGAGCAACCAACCUCGCUCAAACCAACUUUUCAAACGUCUUCUCAGGAGCUCUGCAGGCGGCGCUCUGCUAGCACGGGUGGAGACUCGGAGACUUCCUCUGACCGCGACAUGGAAGAAAAGGCGCUGCGCCAAGGCAUUCUUGAAAAAGCAAGCAAAGAUGUGACGACGUGGAAGGCACGACGCUGCUUGUUGCGCCCAGAGGCUCUCUGGUAUUCCCUGACAGCAGACGAUGACUAUCAUUCUUCCUGUUCUUCGGCAUCCUUUUCGUCCUCCUCUCCUCCCUCUUCUCCCCCUUCGUCUCCCCCGUCUUCUCCGCCUUCGUCUCCUUCCUCUUCUUGUUCUGAGCCUCGACUCUUUGCGUCUGUUAGGCCUCGAGGGAGGUGGACGUUGAUUCCGUUAAGAGACUGUGUCCAGCUCGUAGCGCCUCCCCACGACGCAUGCAGUUUCCUGCUGCAGACGCGAGAGCGGUCGCACUACUGGAGAACAAAGUCUCAAACGGAACGCGACGCUUGGCUGCUCGCUUUAGCAACGCAGUGCAUCUCUGUUCGCGAAGGCGACUUGUUAAGAGACAUCGAGUGCCGAAUUUGUGAGGGAGAGGAGCGACAAGCUUCGGCAAUGCUCCAGUCACUGAAAAGCGCGUACCGGUUGGAGGGAACGCUCGCAUUCAGCGAUACGAAGGAACUCCUUGAAGGCUUUGUUGUCGAUUUCUAUCGCACCUUGUCUGAUCGAAGAGAGAAGCAAUGCGGAGCGGAGGAACGCGAGGGCAAGAACCGAGAAGGGGAGGCAAGCGAUGGGAAGGAAAGGAUGAAGGAGGCAGAAGAAAACCGACACUCUGAAGACGAGGAUGAGAGUCCGUUUUUGGCGGCAACCGAGGACUCCACUCCUCCGAAGUACCCCCUCGAGCAAGUUCUGGCGUUCAUUCGAUCCUACGACCCGCGCGACAGUGUAAAAACCGGAGGCGGCGCGGAGCAGGAAGGAGGACGCGGAGAGACAGCAGACGCCCCAGCGGCGCAGAACGCCGAGAGAGAAGACUGGGGAGGAACUGCCAAGCCAGCAACCGAAGCAGAGGGAGAAGCGGAACGCGCAGAGCGAUGGAAAAGAAAAGAAAUCCGAGACUGGCUGGACGCCGUUGUCUUUCCUCGCUUCGUGGGUUCUCCAAUCAUUCAGCGAAGAAUCGCGCAGCUCACGGCGUCGCGGACAGUCGUCAGCUGGGGCUGCGACCCCCUUAGGAGUCCGCUGCUCUGCUCCAUCGAGCACACUGGGGGAUUCUCGCGAUAGAAGUGAGAGAAAAUCCAGAAAAAAAAGAGGAAAGAGAACUGAAGCGCCUGUCGCAGGAAUACACGAUCUGAAAUGGAUGCGUUACGUUCUUCAACUCUUCAAGAGUGUCACAAAACGUUUCCAGCCACACACAUUAUUUUUCGGCGUCGCAGACCGUCCCUGAGGCCUGCUACAGCCUCAGGAUGAGAUGCGACGACGUAGGACCUUGAGUCAGUGCGGAGCUCGGGGAAAAGCGAUUCUGAUUUCCGACUCUGUCUCUGCUUUUUUCGUGCAUCGCUUCCCCUCUCGUGUCAGGCGGCUUUCCCCCUCGAGGCGGGAUGCCUUCUUUCCCUUGCUCAGUCUGUCGCGUGAUUCGAAUCCUUUGAAAACUUGAAACAAGCGGUCUUCAGUGAGACAGAGGAGAAGGCAAGCCUCUGAAUCUAAGGUGCCUCCUGUCGAUGGACUUGGUAGACGUUAACCAAGUACGCACGCAAGACUUCGCGCGUAUACUCGCGUAGGCAUAGAGGCACCCGACUCUGUGGGACCCGUCCGUUUUAGGAGGCGUCUGUGUAUCUGUCUGCGUGAGCAACCUUUGAGCAGCAGUCGAGGGAAUACAGCUUUUUGCAGUCUUUUAAUUAGAUUCCUCGAAGCCUUCUCCAAGACUGUGUCACAGUCCUCUCAAGCAACACGGACGUCGCUACCGGGGAGAAGGCAGGUAGAUGAAGCAGGUGAAGUGGAUCUGUAUGCAAGCAGUGGAGACUCCUGACCAACGAGUACCCGUAGAGGGCAAAAAACUACAGAACGCGAAUAGUUUUAAGAAGGACUGCGAUCCUAGAUAAGCCGAACACGACGAGUUUUUCUGUGUGUGAGUGAUGAGUGCAGCCAUACACUACACAUCGCGUAGUGUAUGUGUAACGCCGAAGCCUCCGUUGGUCAUAAAAAUCAUGGAUACAUCUACCUGCAGGCGGCGCAGGAAUGUCAUUUAACUGCAGUGAAAGAUCGUUUCGAGUGUCAGCAGCUCUCGGGAUGCGUUUCGUCCUUUCUGUCGCUCGAUUCUCCCCCAGUCGUGCACUCCCCAGGAUAGUUCUUUGUGCGUUAACUUCUACACAGACAUGGCGGUGUCUGUCUUCGG